AUGCUCCAGGCAUUCGCAUAUUUAUUGGCCAGCGUGACCUUCUUUGAGCUAAUUUCCCUGGGCUGUCGCACUGUCAAACAAAAACUACAGUUAUCAACGAUAGAAAAUGGCAUCUCUGAUCCUGUUGUGAAAGAAGACAAGCAACUUAUAUUUUCAGUACCUGAAAUAAUUGCCUCUCCUGUACUUGGUUCACAAGGCUGGAUUUAUGUUAUUACAACCAAAGGAAAUAAAGCAGCAGGCAGACUUGAUAUUCACCUACAGAAAUUUGGAUUAAUUGAACAAGGACCAAUCCAUCUUUCAAAUUCUAUAUACGAAGCAUGUCUUCGGUAUACUCUUGUUGCUCACAUAGCUCCUCUCUGGAAUCAAGUUGACACUUAUUUAGUACAAGGAAGAGAUUUUCUGCUGAGCACUUGUCCUUUGAAUGCUGUAAAAUUAGAAGUUGCAGUUAAAGAUGAAGAGGUUCUCCUUGUAAUUUGGCCAUUAAGGAUGAAGUUACCUUAUUUGAAACUAGAGGAAAUGGAAAUAAUACCAUCAAUCUGUCAGGACUUUUUUUCCCAUAAAAUUUCAGUAAUAUCUGAAAUGUCUAUAAUACCACAGUGGGUUCAUGUUUUGCCAAGUAUGAAGAAAGGAAAAGUUGUCUCUGUAUCACACCACUUACCUGAAAGUUCUCCAUUCAAAACUUACAAAGAAUUGAGAAGACAUUGGAAAAAUUUGUACGGUUACCGGUUGCCAGAAAGUGAUGAAAAUUUGAUUUAUUACAACGUCUUCUUUUUGCCUUUGGCACCAAAUCAGUACUCAUAUCCAAAUAUCUGCAUCUGCCAUAUGAAUGCUAUGGUGUUGAAACAAGUAAAUUUUGAGGCUGUAUUAAAAGAAUUCCUCAGAGAUGUGAACAAGAAAAUGCCUUCUGUGUGUGGUCAGUCAUUCAUUCUUAGUUGCCGUCUGGGAUAUGCUAUACCAAAACCUAUGGCAUUAAAUCAGAAUUUGGUUUUACCAAAUCUGUCUUCCUCUUCACGGGUCCAUCACAAAGAUCUCCAACCCAUUAGCCCCGCUUUCCUUAAAAUGACACCAGUAUGCAGUUUAGAGCCAGAAUGUACCAAAAUGAACUCAUCAGAGAGUAAAAGAAAAAUACAGUUGCCCCAAGCAAAAGGCUCACCAAGUGGAAGUAGAUGUGUAAGCCUUAUGAGUUCUUCAGAACAUGCACCGACACCUGCUGGUGUGUGUCCUGUUUUACAGUGUGACCUAAGUAACCCAACAGUUGCUGACAGUGCACCUGAUUUUCAAAUACAAGCUGCAGUCAAUGAGAAGUGUGCUGAAAUUGGCAAAACCAAUCAGAUUAAGUAUGUUCCUAUAUUCAAGAAGCGUGUUUGUGUACCCUACAGAAGAACUCUGGAAGGACAACAUGAAUCAGCAAAGAAUGAUAUUAAUAACAGCUCUAGUAAAUAUGCAGAAAAAUGUGAUCAGCUAACAGGACAAAGCACUACAGAGAAACAUUCUACUUCUCUGUCACAGUUACUGAUGCAAACCCAUGAGUCUUCGGCUCCUGCUACACUUCAAGUUCCUGUUCCGAGUGGUCAACUCCAAGUAAAAUUCAUUGCACAUACAUUACAGAAUCCACUGCUAAAUAGUGUCCCAAGUUUAAAGAGAAGUGUUCAAACGUCAUCACCUUCAUCAGCGGUUCCAACAAGUAAGAAGCCUCGUCCACGCCCCCAAGUGCAGAAUGAUGUGGAUGUUGAGAUAUUGGCACGCAACAAUGACUUAGUGAAAGUCAACACUGUGACAUUAGUCAGCUGGCUUCGACAGAAAAAUGUACCCUGCAAAGUAAAAGACAAGAAAGGGGACCUAGUAGAAAAAGUGAUGAAUUAUCUUAACAGUCAGAAAAAUGAUAGUCAUUAAUGCUUUGCACAGUAACAAUUCUGAUGAAG
This is a messenger RNA of Schistocerca americana (American grasshopper), 1922 nucleotides long. RefSeq lists its product as uncharacterized. The coding region runs from base 1 to 1893 and encodes 630 amino acids. NCBI's taxonomy places the organism in Eukaryota, Metazoa, Arthropoda, Insecta, Orthoptera, Acrididae. The transcript has 10 exons. The record is from RefSeq and is a predicted model, not a curated record.